CGACGACUGCUUGGUUUCCCGCCGAAUACACAGUCAAGCUUCCAACUUUGAGUCCGAUUGCUAUUACACAAACCUAACUUGAACAUACGACGCCUUACAUGCCCAGUUGACCACCAACACUCCAGUCAGCCACAGGACUUUCUUCGAACCGAGGGGAGGAGGACCUCAACGCUUACUCCCAACCCUGACCAUACUAGACGUCGAGCAUGAGCACGCAAGGAACCGCAUCCUCCGAUUACUACGACAAUGAUCCAGAAUUUCUCAAGGCUUUGAACGAGGCCGUCAUCGACAUAGAUGACCAGCAGACUGCUCCCUCUCGCAGGACUCCGCCGCCUACUGAGCGACCGACUCCCGCUAGGCUUCCAUCCUCAAAACGAGCACGCACACCAGACAGCGAUGAGGAAGGGGUGAACUAUCAUGGGGUCCUCGGUUCUGUGGGCGCCGGUGGUCAUAACACAACAUACCUGGACAGUCACACUUAUGGAGCGGCUCGUUUCGGGGAAUUUGGCGAGUAUAUGGCAAGGAAGCGGGCCAAGCUACAGGUCCAAAACGCUGAGAUGGACACGGACGAGGCGGAUGCGACGCUGAGAAUAUUCAAGGGGCUACAGAUUUAUAUCAAUGGAUGGACUGAACCAUCCGUUCAGGACCUGCGCGAGCUUAUCAUCAAACAUGGUGGCAUCUACCACCCUUACCUGGACAAGAAGGGCUUGGUAACGCACAUCAUCACAUGCUCUCUGACACCCGCUAAAGUACGCGAGUUCAAACACAUGAGGGUUGUUCGUCCGGAGUGGUUGGUCGAAAGCGCAGAGGCGGGACAGCUGCUGCCUUGGCAAGAUCACAUUUUCAGGGCUGGAGAGCGCGUAGAGGCCUCUCAAGGCAGGAAAGUCGGACAACGAUCGCUGUUCGACGGGUUUGCGUCUCAGGCAGUUGAUGCUACGCGUAAACCUGGUCCGUCUGCAGCUAUGCAACCAGUUUCAGCCUUCGUCGCGGAUGCACAACCCGUAGCCGGGCCCUCGCGCAUUGCAGACGCUGUCACGCCUCCGAGCACACCCCCUCGUACACCUAAGAGCAAGAGAAAUGAAGAGUCCCCUCGACCGCUCUCCACGUCCGACCCGUCGACACCUGAACAAGCUUCUCGCGUUCCCGGUUACGCUGCACACAAGUCGAAUAUCGCCGCUCAGCGAGCAAUGGCCGAUCCUGCAUGGCGGGCCGCGCACACGUCAGUGGCCCCGAACUUCAUCGAAGGCUACUACAAGAACUCGCGCUUGCACCAUCUAUCGGCGUGGAAGGCAGAGCUGAAGAACCUCGUCGCGGAGGCCCAGGAGCGCAUCGAGGACGGUACUGCAUCUACGUGGGGCCGUAUGCCGGACGGUGAUGAGAGCGCCGUGAGCAAGAUCAUACACGAGAACAUCGGUGGGAAGGUGAAGUCUGGCGGUGACGUCUCUAUGAAGGGCGCGCAACUGGUCAUGCGGUCACCAAGAGGAAAGGGAAAACCCAAGGCGACGGACGACGAAGAGCGGGUCAUCAUGCAUUGCGACUUCGACAGCUUCUUCGUUUCGGCUGGUCUGCUUGACCGCCCGCAUUUGCGCGGGAAACCUGUAGUCGUGUGUCAUUCGCAAGGGAAUCAGGGAGGAGCCCCGAGUACUAGUGAGAUCGCCAGUGCUAGUUAUGAGGCGAGAGAUUUUGGCAUCAGGAGUGGAAUGAGUUUGCAACAAGCCCGAAAGCUAUGUCCGACCCUCAUGACCGUUCCAUACGAGUUUCAAAGAUACAAGCAGCUCUCGCUACAAUUCUACACCAUUCUGAUGGCGCACGCGGACGACUUGCAAGCUGUCUCCGUGGAUGAGGCGUUGAUAGACGUCACGAGUAGCGUGGACAGGAUCAACACCGAGUUGGCGCAUAGUCAGGAUUCGAACUCCUCGCUUGUCGAUCCCGCGAAGGAUUUCGCAGAGGCUAUUCGAGCUCAGGUGAGGAAGGUGACAGGAUGUGAAGUCAGUAUAGGCAUUGCACACAACAUCAUGCUCGCCCGAGUCGCUUCUCGCCGAGCAAAGCCUGCUGGAUCCUUCCACAUCUUCCCUCACAACGCGCAGGAGCUGCUCGCUCCUCUGGACAUUGACGACCUACACGGGUUCGGGAGCUCAGCCCAUCAGAAAGCGUUGGAGAAGCUCGGAGCGACUACCCUUGGCGAACUCGCGAAGAGGAGCAAAGCUACGUUGUGCGAGGCUUUGGGUAAGGGAACGGGCGAGACGCUGUACAACGUGAUACGCGGAAUCGACCAUCGGAGGCUCGAGUCUGACAAACCCCGUAAAUCCGUGUCUUGCGAUAUCAACUACGGUAUAAGGUUUGAGAACAACUCGCAAACUGAGGCGUUCAUCUUCCAGAUGGCGGAAGAGGUCGCGCGGAGGCUCGACAACAUCGACAUGCGCGGGCGAUCUUUGAUGUUAAAGAUUCUGAAGCGGGAUCCGAGUGCACCUGUGGAGGCACCGAAGUUCAUGGGGCAUGGGAUAUGCGAAUCGUUCAACAGGCAAACACCGCUGAUUGCGCCUGGCGGGCACGCGACGAGCGACGCCAAGGUUAUCGGAGAACACGCAUCGAGACUACUCAAGGGCUUCAACUUCGAUCCAAAAGAGCUCCGUGGUAUUAGCAUACAGAUCCAGAAGCUCGAGAAGGGUCCCGCCGCUACAGUCUCAGGGUCUGGGCAAGCUGUACUCCCCUUCAAGGCGAAGCCGACUAGGGCCGCGGUUGAGCCCGACCCGACAUCUUCAAAAUCACAAGCGAAGCGCGAUGUUCAAGCAGCUGGUCCUAGCAUCGUUGUAGAACCACCAUCGCAGGAUGAAGAGAUUCAAAUUGUCGAACGACCUCCCAAACUCAUAGGUGCCACUGUCGCAGUCGAUCUCCCGUCCUUCUCUCAAGUGGAUAUGUCGGUGUUCGAUGCCUUGCCUGAUGACGUGCGAAAGGAGCUCGAGACAGAGUACAACCGUCGGUCCACCACACCUGCUGCCGAAGCCGGACCCUCUCGCAGUCGAUCAGCCUCCAUAGCCGAAGAGCAGAAGCUCAAGAUCACCGUGAAAGGCACGAACGUCAAGCAUAUCACACGGCAGCUAGCACCAAGGAACAGGACCGGUAUGUCUCCGACCAAGAGCACGCUGUUCGCGAAGCGAGACGGGCCUUCCGGAAUUAACGUCUCUGAACGGGACCUACGCAAGCUCGAUAUCGACCCAGAGGUCUUCGUGAUGUUGCCCGCGGACGUACAGCGAGAGCAGCUAGCCGCGGCACGAAUUGCAAAGGCACCGGGGGCAGCCGUAUUCCACGAGCGAAAGGUGCUCAAGCCAAAGAGUCGAUCGAAGUCCCAGUCCGUGCCAUACUACCGGCCGCCCGCCCCGCGAGCGAAGUAUAUCGAGCCGCCGUUCCUGAAGCAGCAGGGCAAGGACGAGAAGCUCUACUUCACCGAAAAGGAGGACGUGCAGCGCGUGAUCGAGACGUGGGUUGACGGGUUUCGGGAAUACCCUCCGAACCAGAGGGACGUCGACUACUUCGCGAAGUACCUUGUUCAAUGCGUGGAUGGCUUGGGGUUGAGCGAUGCAGGUAUCGAGAAGGCGGUCGCAGUUGCACGUUGGUGGCUCGUGCUUCUGCGGAGACGCUAUGGAGUAUGGGAACAUGCUUCCGAGGCGACAGAAGACAGUGCCGGGCGAGUCACUACAGAGGUCGUCGGCCGUGCAUGGUGGAAAGCGUUCCGAGAAGUCAAAGCCAAGAUGGAUGUGGCUGCGAGGAAGAAGUACGGUGGAUCCUUGUCCAUUAGAUGAAAUGCGAAUUGAAACGGCCCCCGCCAGUCUGCAUGAUACAUAGUUCAGGUCAUUGCAUCGAAUUCAAACCUGACCACCUGCCUCUUUUGGCUCAGUCAGAUGAAGAUUGGCCGCGAUUUACUUCUCAACAGGCGCGCUGCAUCGUACCCCUUCACCUAGGUUAUCGUCGGACGAGGUUGAUAUGUUGGACGGAUCGCAGCACACAAGCUCUUCGCAUGCUCACGACUUCGAGGACGCUAACAAGACCUACUAUGAUAAACA
Molecule: messenger RNA, 4061 nt
Organism: Rhodofomes roseus
Lineage: Eukaryota; Fungi; Basidiomycota; Agaricomycetes; Polyporales; Fomitopsidaceae
Product: DNA repair protein
Exons: 9
Coding region: 207-3800 (1197 amino acids)
Biological process (GO): error-prone translesion synthesis; error-free translesion synthesis
Cellular component (GO): nucleus
Molecular function (GO): damaged DNA binding; deoxycytidyl transferase activity; DNA-directed DNA polymerase activity
Source: RefSeq, a predicted model, not a curated record